AUGGCUGCGAAGCGGCGGCGGCUCGACAUGGAGUCUCUGGCGCUCGAAGAGAGCGUUCAAAAGCGCAUUGCUGCGUCGUAUCUGAUCAACUUUCGAGAGACAUUCGGUUACUCCAGCGGGCCGGGGCGGGUGUCCCCCGUCGGGAACUGCCUGCCCUGUUAUCAAGAGCGCUAUUUAAAAGGGCUGCGCGUGGAAAAUCACAUCCUCGCGAUUCUCGGGCUUUGGCUGCCAGCGGAUGUGGCUGGCGCAAAUACACUCCGAAUUACCGCAUAUGUGAGUAGCCUCGUGGUCUUUGCUCGGCGGAGGCCCGUGGACAGCCGCACAUAUCCAGCGGUGCAGUCGGACUAUGCGAAGGCGGCCUGA
Emiliania huxleyi CCMP1516 is the source of this 363-nucleotide messenger RNA. RefSeq lists its product as hypothetical. Lineage: Eukaryota; Haptophyta; Isochrysidales; Noelaerhabdaceae. The record is from RefSeq and is a predicted model, not a curated record. The coding region runs from base 1 to 363 and encodes 120 amino acids. The transcript has 3 exons.